GCCCGAUGUAAAUCAUCGUCAAUUUUCAUUCGUGGAGUUUCCAAACAUCUUCCAUACAAUGCCUUUAUGCAAUGAUCAGCUCUUUCCCUCAGUCAUCACGGCCAAUGAACGUAGCCCUUGGGCGUUUACAAGAGAGCCGGGUUCCGAAGCCACAGAACGCCGGUACGGCUUGGCCCGCUUGACGUGCCACCUAACUUCAACGGUCAAAGCCGAUGACAUCGAAGCUAGGUAGCUACGAGCUCCUCGAAGACGUCGAGAUUGGAGAUGACGGGUGUCGGCCGUCGACGGGCGGCUGCAUGUAUAUAUUAACAGCAUCUCUCCAAGCUAUAACGGCUUCUUUUUGCUCCUCACUCCUCGCAAUAUCAUCACAAUCGCUACUCGCCUCUUAAUACAUCCAAUCUUAAUCAUCCCACCUUCGCUAUCAACGCACCCUCACAACCAUCACCAUGCAGUUCACCACUCUUGCCCUCAGCGCCCUCUCGGCCGCCACCGGCGUCUUCGGCGCCCCCACCUCCCAGGAGGCCGGCACCGCCAGCCCGGACCAGGUCAUCUUUGGCGUCAUGUCGAUCCGGUCCGCCAGCCCCGUGCACCUGACCGCCUGGGGCGCCGAGCACAAGGGCAUCUUCACCAACCUGUCCAAGCAGGACGCCGACUGCUACAACAGCCCGGCCCAGAACAGCGCCACCUUUGUGCUCAACAAGGUCGACGGCACGCUGUCCCUCUACACUGAGGGCAAGCCGUGGCAGCAGCUCUUCGUCGACCGCUCCGGCAUGGGCCAGGGCAUGAUGCAGUACACGACGGGCGCCGAGCCGGCCCCGCACAACGCCGAGCGCGGCGGCUGGGCCAUCGACGAGGCCUCGCAGCACCUCACCUUCGCCGGCAGCGACGCCUUCCUCGCCUGCCCCAGCGGCGCCGACUCCUCGUACCGCAUCCUGCCCUACGUCGGCAUCGAGAACCCCGCCGGCUACACCGGCUGCCUCAGCAUCGCCGCCCGCGUCGUCGUUGCCGAGAACCCCGUCAAGUGCCUGUACUCGCAGGCCUAGACGCGGACGCCUCCUCCAGACGACAGACCACCUACGACUACGACAUGCUAUAAUGGGAGGAGAGUGGGAUUAGCGCAAUCAUGAUUGUAACGGGGCGACUUGGCCUUGGAUAUAUAGGGUAUAGACGAGUAUUUUUUACCCACAAAUAGAUGUGCAAUGGCAAUCCAAACAAAUCUCUAGACUUGUGAUUCUCCUUGUGUCUGUGGUCCAUCUUCAUCCCGUUUGGCGUGUUGCUGUUACCCCGAGGCGUCACCCCCUUUCUCACUUCAAGGCCGUAACGUCAGCGACCAACUAAUGAGCUUUUGUUAGUGUUAAGGGAGUGCCAUUUUGGAAUCAUCACCCACCAGCCAGAAGAAAAAACCAACCCACAUGGGGAGGAAGGGGGUAAAAAAGAAAGAAAGUGGAGCGAGCUCACUACCCUGGAACCCAGAUAUCCUCGGGGUACGCGAGAUCGAAGCACCUAUUUGGCACAUCGCUGAUAGAUAGACAUGUCAGCCGGACACUGCACCUUCACACGCUUUCCCCCUCCCUCGCCCGUAGUCUAAGCACAAGACACACAGGGUUAUCAGGUCAUGUCUGGCACAGGAGGUCUAGUUAUUUGAACUUGGACAAUACUCGUUAUUAUUCAGCUUUUUCAAGACAUAGUAAUACCUGUUUAUGUGCCCAGCUUGGCUCACGCUUCCCUUCGCUAUGCUCUUCACUUUUGUACGCAUAGUUUUAGCUCUUCAUUUCCACCCGGGCACGCUGAGGGUUCAACAUACGGAUGCUAAGCCCAACCUAACAAGUGGUUUUUUUUUCUUGUACUGAUUAGUAACGCAUGGUCGACGUUUCUCCAGUUCCUGAUAUUCGUGCUUGCAAUACCG
This is a messenger RNA of Neurospora crassa OR74A, 1906 nucleotides long. Its product is annotated as cell wall protein PhiA. The transcript has 2 exons. The coding region runs from base 447 to 1043 and encodes 198 amino acids. The record is from RefSeq and is a predicted model, not a curated record. Lineage: Eukaryota; Fungi; Ascomycota; Sordariomycetes; Sordariales; Sordariaceae.